AUGUCGAGUUCGUCAGCGGCCAAGUUGAACUCGAAAGGAGGCCAUCGGCGCCUCUUUGCCGGCGGCGGACCACGUGCCGCCUUGCGUCCCGGCGAGGAAAAGACCCGAACUGAGCCUCCGGCCAGUGGAACGAUUCCACCGCCGUCACCACCACCUCCGCCGUCACCACCACCACCGCCAUUGCCAGCGGCAGGUGCUACUGGUGCUGCUCCUGGUGCUCCUGGUGCUCCUGGUGCCCCUGAUGCUCCUGGUGCUCCUGUUGCUCCUGUUGCUACUGGUGCUACUGGUGCUCCCGGUGCUCCUGGUGCUACUGUUGCUCCUGUUGCUCCUGCUGCUCCUGUUGCUACUGGUGCUACUGGUGCUACUGGUGCUCCCGGUGCUCCUGGUGCUCCUGUUGCUCCUGGUGUCCUGUUGCUCCUGUUGCUCCUGUUGAUCCUGUUGCUACUGGUGCUACUGGUGCUCCCGGUGCUCCUGGUGCUACUGUUGCUCCUGUUGCUCCUGUUGCUACUGGUGCUACUGGUGCUCCCGGUGCUCCUGGUGCUCCCGUUGCUCCCGUUGCUCCUGCGGGUGCUGGGAGUGCUGCUGCAGUGGACCCAGAACCGUUACCAGGCACAGGCGCUGCCACAGAUGCAACUCCGUUUCCACCACCACCCAAUCGCCUCUGCCGUCGUUGCCGCUGGUGUCUGCGUCCCGGUCUACGUACAGGAUAUCGCCGCCGUCUUCAUCCCUGAAGAUGCCUCUGGGAAGCCGCGCGACGCGGCGCGGCGGACCGUGGUCGGGAAUGCGCACAUCUUUGCUCGCAUUUUGUCGCCACAGCCGCUCGUCGACCUCCCGAUUCACCGGCCGGGGAUGCGGGUCGGGGUCGUUGCCGCGGGUGCGGCCCAUGAACAGGGCAUGCUGGCCGGGCACAUUCAGCGGCAGCUGACAAGCAGCACGGGGUCGAACCAGUCACCGCUGCCGUUGUUGGGGUGGUACGCGGGGUCGCGCGAGGUAUUGACGAUGCGCGUGAACGGGAUGCCGGGCACGAGCCGGUCGUCGUUGAUGCGCGCCCAGCCGCUGUCGCACGUCCCGGCGGCCCAUGUUUUCGACGCGGAUGGUCUCGGACAGCUGAUGGCUUGCGUUGGCGACGAUCUUCUUGCGCUCGGCCGACUCGCUCACGAGACGCUCGACCUCGUCUGCGUUAUACACGGGCGUGCCGGCCGGUCGACUGGCUGUGGACGUCAAGGCGGCGAGGCGGUCGUCGCGCACGUAGCUGACAUAGUGGCCCGACUGGGCGCUGUCGCCGGCAUGACUAACGACAGCGGCGAGGCGGUAGAGGAUGCGCGUGCCCGGGGCAAAGAUGUGUGUCUCGAGGUAGCGCGAGACGUCCAGAAACUCGGGCGCGUCGACAAUGUCGCUGGUCUUGAACGUCCGCUGCUGCGUGCGGUCGUACCCCGUCCGCGCCAGGUGGAUGUUGAGCACCUCGGGCGCGGUCUGCAUGCGGCGCAUCCUCCGCAGGGUGCGUGGCGUCUGGCCGCAGCGGUUGCACGUCUGGCCCUCGACGUUCUCGUUGAAAAACUUGUGGAGCAGUUUCAUCAGGCCGUCACGGCCUUCGAGGCGCCUCGGCCCGCCGCCGAUGCCCGGUGCAGCCGCCGCAGCCGCCGCACCCGAACGCCCCGCCUCGGCCACAGUAAGGACGAUGCUGGGCGCCCGCUCGAUGCGCUCGCCGCGCAGACGCACGGGGCGCUUGCACAUGGUGCAGAGGAACCGGUCGGUAAUUACUCGCUGGCGCGGCUGGCGCUGUACCUCCGCGGUGCGCUGUACAGCUGCGUGGCGGCCAUCUCGACGAGCCACUCCAGGAACUCGGCGGCGUCCUGCUGCUGGCUGGUCAGGUCGACGGCGCCCACGCUGGGCAUGUUCAAGAAGCUGACGGCGAACUGGUCCGCCUGCUGCUGGCACAGGUCGCGCCAGCUCAGCGUGACAAAGUUGUCGUCGUGCUGGCCCGGCGUCCCCGUCCCGUCCGGCCGACGCCGCUCGCCGUCGGCCACGUUGAGCGUGCUCACCCAGGGCGUGCCUGUGAGGUCGUACUUGCACGCGCGCCAGAACAGCGCCAGCAUCUUCUCGUACGAUUCGCUGCCGCUCGCUGCGCUGCCGUCGCGGCGCCGCUUGUCGCCGGCCAUGGGCGGGUACAAGCGCGACCUCGCGCUCGGGCCCGGGUUCAGGUCGGGCCCGUUGUCGGCGGCCAUGGCGUCCGACAUGGGAUGCACGCCAUCGCGCUCCCACCCCCGCGGCGCCAUCGUCGGCCGCCGCAUCGGCAAACUCGGGACGGGGCUUCCGCGGCGGAUCGAAUGCAGGGCCCGCCGACGGCAGCUCGAUCGUGUGGUAGUUGUCGCCGCGGCUGGUGGCGUUGGGGUCGACCCCCUGCGGCUCGUGGCCCUGCUGGUACUCGGGCUGGUCGAUGCCCUCGGCCAGAAAGUACCGGUGGGCCCGCCAUUUGGCGGCGUGAAUGUCCGCCUCGCGCUGCUGGGCAUAUGCUUGGCGCAUUUGCAGAAGUUCAUCGAUCUCGCCGUCCUCAAGGCCGGCUUUCUUGGACUGGGCGACUUUGAGCGUCUCGUCCCAGAGGUCGUCCAUAUCCUGGAUGGCGCUGCGCUCAAACUCCUUCCACUGCUUCAUCGUCGAGAUGCUGUACAUGGGCAGAAGCGGAGGCAGGCGCCGCAACUGCAGCCGGAGCCGCAGCCGGAGCCGCUGCCGCAGCCACAGCCGGUGCGGGAGCGGGAUUGUGUGUGUUGGCAGCAGCUUGGGCGGAACCAGAUGCAGGAGCAUGGCCUGAUACAGCACUGGGAGUUUGUCCCGGAGCACUGGCGGAAGCGCUUCCGGGUGUCGCUGUUUGCGUUGGUGUGGCUCCCGCCCCGGCUCCCGCCCCGGCUGCCGCUGCCGCUGCCGCUGCCGCAACCCGUGGUGGGGGUGGCUGCUGUGUUUGCGGUGGCGCCUGCUGCGGAACUCGGUGCCGGCUGUGCGCCUGUUGCCACGGCAUGA
This is a messenger RNA of Sporothrix brasiliensis 5110, 3015 nucleotides long. RefSeq lists its product as uncharacterized. The record is from RefSeq and is a predicted model, not a curated record. The transcript is spliced from 10 exons. Lineage: Eukaryota; Fungi; Ascomycota; Sordariomycetes; Ophiostomatales; Ophiostomataceae. The coding region runs from base 1 to 3015 and encodes 1004 amino acids.